This is a messenger RNA of Lepisosteus oculatus (spotted gar), 2683 nucleotides long. The record is from RefSeq and is a predicted model, not a curated record. Lineage: Eukaryota; Metazoa; Chordata; Actinopteri; Semionotiformes; Lepisosteidae.
UUUUUUUUUAGAAUGACAAAUCAUUCUCUCAUUGGGUUAACAACUGUGGUUUGUCGGCUUUUUGGCCGUAGUUUAUUCAAAAACAACAGCAUACUGUAUAACUAAGAAAAAAACUGACGAUCUAUCGUGGUACGUAUGGGGAUUAAAAAUCACAAGCGCCCCCACCCAACACAUAGACAUACAGAAAAGAGAAGGGAUACAUACACAGUUAAAUACUGUAACAGGAGGUUGUAUCUCACUGUAGCUGGCGAGGGAUGGAGCAGUGCGCGGUAUAUCCAGUGCGCGGAGCGCAAGCAUGAAUGCACAGUGAUUUGAAACACAUCCCCAUUCAUUCUUGUCUUUUGCAACUGCAACAUGAUAUCCGUUACGAUGCAGUGAAUUGUGUGUAUAUUCAUAUUUGAACUACUCUAUCUCCAAAGAGCAUCAUUCUUAUACAUAUUCUAACAAGGAGCAUGUUUUUAGAUUUUAGCCAGAUACGGCAGAAGAGCAGGGGGGUGUUUCCAGAUGCAAUUAAAGGAUGCACUUAAAUGAUUUAAAUGGAAGAUCAAACUGCGAUGAUCACCCUUUCGAGACUGCCUGCUUGUUCCGUACAGUACAUAUUCACCAGACUGCUCCUUUCCCCAGUGCUCACCGUCUCCUGGUUUGGAAUGUAAGGGCUAGGAGCGACUGCUGUGUAAAAUCACGGGAUUCUUCACUGAAAAGAAGAACUGUCUUCUGAAGCGAUUUGAAUACCCACAACAAGAAAGGGACGCUCUUUUUUCCUGAAGAGGGAUCUUGGCACACCGGCUUGGCUUGGAGACGUGUACUCGCUCUGUCCUCCUUCUGCCCAGCGAGGCUGUCAGUCCGCCAUGCCCUCAGCCCCCUGCGUCUGCCUCCUGGACAAGGAACAUCUGCUUCAGUAGGAUGCUGGCUCUCGCCUGGUGCCACUCGCCCGCUGCUCCGCCUGCACCUCUCGCCAUCCUCCCAUCUGCCAGCGCCUCCACGCUCCACCAUGAAGGAUGAGGUCAUCAACAACAACGCGUUGGCCUGGCUGGUCUGCUCGGGGGUGUCCAUCCUGGCCAACACCUGGGGCAUACUGAGUGUGAGCGCCAAGCAGAAGAAAUGGAAGCCCCUGGAGUUCCUCAUCUGCACGCUGGCUGGCACUCACAUCCUUAACAUGGGCAUCCCCAUCACCAUGUACUCUGUCAUCCAGCUGCGCCGCCAGCACUCCAAUUAUGAGUGGAAUGAGGGGCUGUGCAAAGUCUUUGUGUCCACCUUUUACACCCUCACACUGGUCACCUGCUUCUCUGUCACCUCCCUCUCCUACCACCGCAUGUGGAUGGUCCGCUGGCCGGUCAACUACAGGUAUGGGUUGAGCAACACCAAGAAGCAAGCGGUGCACACGGUCAUGGGAAUCUGGAUGGUGUCCUUCAUUCUGUCCACUCUGCCUGCUGUGGGCUGGCACGAUACCACCGAGCGCUUUUACACGCGGGACUGCCGCUUCAUUGUCACGGAGAUCGGCCUGGGCUUCGGGGUGUGCUUUCUGCUCCUGAUCAGCGGCAGCGUAGUGAUGGGAGUGGUGUGCAUCGGAAUCGCCCUCUUCCAGACCUUCUCCAUGCAGACGGGACACAACGUUGACAAGAACAAGUUCAAUGUGCCCACCAUUGUGGUGGAGGAUGCCCAGGGGAAGAGAAGGUCUUCCAUUGAUGGCUCUGAGCCCAUCAAGACCUCCCUGCAAAUCACCUAUUUAAUCAGCGGGAUAGUUUUUAUCUAUGAUUUCUUAACUGGAUUCCCCAUUCUGGUGGUGAGUUUUGCUAGCCUGAAGUACGACCGCUCAUACAACUGGAUGGUGCUGUGUGUGCUCUGGUGUUCCAUCGCCCAGUCCAUUCUACUUCCCAUGUUCCUCUGGGCCUGUGACCGCUACAGAGCCGAUAUCAAGAUGGUGUGGGAAAAGUGUGUAGCCAUCAUGUCCAACGAUGACGUUGAUGAAGAAAACAGCAAGGAUGGUGGCAUUCAUCCGGACUUAAUAUAUGACAGACCAUAUGACUAUAGCUCUGCUGCUGAUAUCAUGACGGUAGACCGUAUUGCCAAGUAUGAAUUCUCAACUUUAGAAAGGGGGGUCCCCCAGGCAUAUCCAUUGAGAGAACUACAGGAAGAUAAAAUGCAGUAUUUGCAGGUGCCCCCUACAAGAAGAUACUCCCACGACGAAACCGACAUGUGGACCACAGGCCAGAUACCUUCCUACCUCCAUCGCUGGGGGUCCACCGAGGACAUCAUUGGGAUCCCCCGCUACAGCUCUCCUCGCCACGAGAGGCGGAGAAGCAGCCUCGCCUCCUACCACGAGGAGAACCUCCCCUACCGCAAGCGGAGGAAAUCCGAAGAAAGCGUUCACUCCCUCAAGCAGCUCCCGAGGGAGGAGCGCUACGAGGAGGACUUUAAGUGCUUCAGCCGGGACGAGGUGAUCAACUUCAUCGACGAGACCCCACUGCCCAGCCCCAUGAAGAGCCCCCUGCGGACCUCCUCCGUCUCCCUCGUCCCGGACGCCUACGAGCAGCACCUGGUCCUCUACCCACACUUCCCCCUCACCGACUUCGAGCGGGAGCCCCACGCCCUGCGCCGCUUCUCCGAGCAGGGCCAGGGCUGUUUCUAUGAAAUUGUUCAAAAUAACAUGAAGGCUCUCAUGAUCAAUCACUGGAAGCAUUGA